GAUGCUUUUUUGGGAGUUAUCUCAUUGAUUUGGGGGAAAUGAUGAAACAUAAGUGCAGUGUGAUUAUGUUUUUGGCGAGUGUUUGAAACUUCAAAUUAGUGAUUACAAAUAUAGUGGAAAACAAUUUCAAUUUCUUUUGAUAUUUGGUAAAGUAGUACCAGUGUGUAAAUAGUUUGAUGAAACUUUUACAAAAGGGCAACAAGAAGUUUAAAAAUUUUAGUGAACAAAGUCUAAUAUAUGCAAUAAAAAGUUACAAAAAACUACUAAAAUAUAUACGCAAUUAAAAAAAUAUUAAUAAAGUCCAGAAAUACCAAUUACCAGUUAAAUUCUGAUUAACACAAUGAGUGUCACAGAAACGGAGAAUAUGGAAAGCUCCGGGUCGAUUCACAACACAAAGGUUUCCGACUCCGGAUAUUCCAAAAGUUACAGCAAUAGCAAUACUCAGUCGCAACGAAGUGGCAGCUCGAAGUCUCAAAAUAGUGGCAGCAGCGGCUGUCGAGGCACCGUAAACACCCAUCCAACGCCAGCCGCUGCUACCAUACCAUCAUCAGAUCCUCUUGACAAAGAUCGUAACACGAAAGACACGAACGAACUGAAUGUAUUGAUCGACCCGAUCAAGGAAUCGUGUACGACCAAACUAACGACGGCAGACAUCGCUUCCGUCUCACGUAUAGAAUCGGAAUCAUCUGGUAACGUAGAUGAACCCAAAAACGAGGAGCCCAUUACAAGAGAAGAAAGCCAACCGCAGCAGGACUCGUUUCAUCUCCCAGAUACCAUCAAAUCACUCUGUUUCCUACCUGGACCGUCUCCAAAAACAUGUAGUGCAACUCCACUGGAAGACACCCUUCGCGAUGUGGAUUACGAACAACUUUCUGGUGGUAUUCGGGAGCAGUGUUCAGGUGCAACCAUUCCAGUCACUACUGAUCCAGACCUAGAAGAUGGAUUCCGCUGCAUCAUUUCGAUGCACGACGGUAUAGUUCUGUUCGCAACAUCCAGCAUAACACACAGCCUCGGAUUUCCGAAAAAUAUGUGGAUCGGUCAAUCAUUUAUAGACUUCGUUCAUUCCAAAGAUCGCGCCACAUUCGCGAGUCAGGUUACGGCGAAAGUUGCAGUUCCUUUGGGUGCAUUCGAAGACGAUUCCCGACAGAAUUGCCAGAUCGACUCUCUCUAUGUAAUGCUGCGAAAAUAUGAAGGUCUCAAAAGUACAGGCUUUGUUGUCACGGUAAGCUACGCACCAUACCGGUUAGUGCUGACAUUUCGGGAGCUCCUUGAGAAAUUCGUUCCAAACAUCGGACGUAACAUUUUGCUAGUCAUAUCAGCAACUCCGGUUAAGAGUGUCUACAAAAUCCCAAACGAGCAGUUGCAAGAGCAGGAGCUUAAAUUUAGUACAACCCACAAACCAUGCGGUAAGCUAAACUACGUCGACGGAAGCUCGGUAGAAUUGCUAGGUUAUCUACCGCAAGAUAUUUUGGAACGAUCGAUAAUGGAACUCUAUCAUCCGGAAGAUAUGCCGAUUCUGAAACAAAUAUACGAAAUGGUGAUGGUGAAGGGGCAAACAGUUGGAUCAACGUACGCUAGUCCAUCUUAUCGAUUUCUGAUUCAAAAUGGUGGCCAUAUUGUCCUACAAACCGAAUGGACAAGUUUUGUCAAUCCGUGGUCCCGAAUGAUUGAGUUGAUUAUUGGAAACCAUCGGGUAUUAGAGGGACCGGUUAAUCCGGAUGUGUUUGCAUCAAGUGAGAGCGACCAAAAUCAUCGAACUUUUUCGAAUGAAUUAUUGAAAGCUGCGAAAACGAUUGAAAGUGAAAUUCUCAUACUGCUGAAGGAACCAGUUGCCAAGCCUCUGAAUAAAUUAAGUCAAGAAGUAUUGCAGCGGUGUUCGAUUUUCGAACCAUCCGUUCCAGUAAUGGUACAGAAGUUAGAGCAACCAGGUUCUAAUCUCAAUCCACUGAAAGUUGAGUCAAAUUUAACUUUUUCGGAGCUAAACUCGAUUACGCUUGGAGAGAUUUCUCCUCAUCAUAAAAAUCUCGAUAGCCAGAGCUCAUCUGAAACGCCACCAAGCUGCAAUCAGUUGAAUUACAACGAUACUCUGGACCGAUUCUUUAACAGUUGCCCUAUUGUGAGCAUGGGGGAGUCACUCAAAAUUGACUCAUCCGGUGGUACCAAUACGGAAAGGAUGGACGGUCACACCAAUGUCAGUCCUACACGGCAGUUCAAUGGCAGUGGAGAUGGUAGCAACGAUAGUUCCGAGAGAAAUGGAAAGAUGCCCGAAACUACACCUACUUCGAGUACUGGACAAGAUUAUUCAAAUAGCUUCCGACCACCGGCAUUGACUGAAGAGAUGCUCUACCUACAUGACGAAGACAUGCAAAAGGUGAUGUUGAAGAAGCAUCGUGACGAACGAACUCUAAUUCGAAGUUCUCGGAAAAAGAAAGAAGCCCCAAAUCAAAAGCAGCCGGAUGUUCCUUCACAUGGACUAAAACGAGGCCCAUCAAAUGCAUGGGAGGCGGAUAACCAUAAAACAUUCAAACAUCAACAUAACCCGAUACCUACAGCCAACACUCUGAACAAUGUACUACAUUUGACUGCACCGAUAAAUGCCACUACGAUGCAAGCAACUCCCAUUGCAGGACCUAGUGUUUCCAGAAUACCAAACACAGGGAUCCCCGUUGGUGUACUGCCAACUCCUCUUACGUAUGGAGGCCACUGGCAACCUGUUCCAAGUAGAUUGACAGCGUUACAUACAUUACAAAGAAAUGCAACUGCUAGUUUUCUUCCAUCACAGAGCAUUUUACCAGCUCUGCACUACAUACCAACAGUUGCACAACCAAUUGCACCCAACCCGAUUGGGGUACUACCUCGUAUGAACAACAUUUCAAUUCCGUACAUGACCGAUAUGAUGUAUCCUCAGCCUGUGCAGCUGUACCAGCCCUCGCUGAUAUACUCCCCAAUGAUGUACCAAGCGGUGCCCUUUCGACCGAUUGCACUUCCAAGUGAACUGCCACAUGAUCCUCGAAAUCAGCAACAACCUCAAAACCAACCACCUCCAGCUCAACAAACAGCUCAUCCUUCAACUGAUGCCAUCAAAACAGUUCCGACGGUCAACAGUGGCAAGCAGAACGAACGGACAUCUCUACAAAAGGAUUCCAAACAUGUCUUUGAAGGCUUCCCAAGCACAUCCCGCGUGGGUGGUUACUUUCACCAAGAGGAACGCAAAAUACGGUAUAGCGAUGCAGUUGACAAUCCUGGUUCCAAAGCAGAACCAGAAGCACACUGCCAAGCGAACGAUGCAGUAGAUGAAUCGACCUUCUCGAGUCUCGCCUCGAGUUUUCUCAAAACCGAAAACUCAUUGGGCAGCAAUCACGUAGACAAGAAAGAUCCAAUAUGGACGAUCGAAUCGAGCAUGCGAAGACCUGUGUUACCAUGGUUGGAGGAUGUUAAUCAAACGGCAGAGCGGGUUUAUCGAUACCGUAUUCCUCAGCGAUCAGUCAAUGAAGUACUAACUGCCGAUCUGGCAGCUUUGGAAAAUUUCAAACAGCCUUCCUUAGUAAACGAUCAACUUGAACAGCUGUAUCAGGAUUUGGAUCUAGACGAACUGUCGGUCAAACUGUCAUUUAGCGAGACAUCUUCUGGCAGUAGCAAUAACGAUUACAGUGCACGAGAAACCAAAAAGAUCGCCAUGAAAAGCAUGUUGUAUCAUAUGUCACAGAUGAUCUACGAAGAGAACGCCCCGUUUCCAUCUCCAAAGAUCAAUUCUUGAGUAGAGUGCGUCUAUUUGAUGGUUUCCGUGCAACAAUUUAUAAUCUUAAAACACAGUAUUGUUUCUCUACCAACUAUUAACAACGCCUUAUAACGAAGAAUGUUAAACUCUUGGCAUUCGAAUUAUUCCACUAAUGUUCGAGCUAUGUAUGAAUGGAUUCAUUGAAAUAUGACAGUGUUUAGCUUUACAUAGAAUCAUCUGUAGUGAUGAGAGGUAUUUUAGGCUCACUGACGGAUUUCUAUAUUUAUAAUCUACACUGUUGGUGUUUCAGAUGUUUUUAUCAACUAACAAAACUAAUUACCUCAAAUGAUAUUUCCGAAGCGUGCUUCAGAAACAAAUACUGAUAACUAUUAAUACUAUAAAUAUAAAACUCACCUGAUCUGAUUGGUUAUCUAAAAUAUUGUGAUAAUUGUACUUGGGUGUGUCGUGUCCUGCAUCGAUUGUUCUAAAUGUUACCGAAUUAAACGCAAAUGAUACCGCAUGCCGCCUGAAAUUUCAAAUCUUCGAUGCAACACGGUAAUUGUGAUCCACUCAACUUGUUUACUAAUCAUAACAAGCACA
Topomyia yanbarensis is the source of this 4318-nucleotide messenger RNA. RefSeq names its product period circadian protein-like. Lineage: Eukaryota; Metazoa; Arthropoda; Insecta; Diptera; Culicidae. The coding region runs from base 341 to 3757 and encodes 1138 amino acids. Gene Ontology annotation, cellular component: nucleus; cytoplasm. Gene Ontology annotation, molecular function: transcription cis-regulatory region binding; transcription corepressor binding. Gene Ontology annotation, biological process: circadian regulation of gene expression; negative regulation of transcription by RNA polymerase II; entrainment of circadian clock by photoperiod. The transcript is spliced from 6 exons. The record is from RefSeq and is a predicted model, not a curated record.